This is a messenger RNA of Caenorhabditis auriculariae, 1049 nucleotides long. Lineage: Eukaryota; Metazoa; Nematoda; Chromadorea; Rhabditida; Rhabditidae. The record is from the annotation of a GenBank genome assembly.
AUGGCUUCAGCAGGUCGGCCGCACUCUUCGGAAGGUGAGGAUUUCGGUGAUUUUUUUGUGGGGCUUCUAUAGCUGAUUCACCGCUGGCUUGAGCCAUCGAAAAACGGAUCCUGACGCGAUAAUGCACGAGACAGCGCCUGGCUCGUGGAGAGCGCAGACAGGACACGCCCCCUUAGCGUCCCAAGCUGGCCGUGAAUCAGCUAUACAGUCUGCACAUAUUUUCAAUGUCGAGAUUUCCCUAAAGCUCCACCCUUAAUGCUGGGAUGAGCCAAUCCGAGGGCCACAAGGAACUUUGAAUGACGUCAUUGGACUCGACAUUCCAAAUCUGAACACAAAAAUGCAAUUAUGUUCAUGAACGUUUUCAAUUAGGCACAUUCGCUUUUCGGUGUUGAUGCAUUUUCAAAAUAUUUGUUGUAGUUCUGGGGGAAGGGGGGUGAAGAGAUUUUUUGUUUCGAAACGCAUUACCAUGUUUUCUCAAUUAAAAUAAAAAACGGCUUCUUUAGGGUAGCUUCAAAAUAAUUUGAACGCGUCCAGUUUGCAUAGGCCAGCACAAGGACGGUUCAAAUUGUCGUAAAAUCUUUCAGUUUUGAUGAUUCAUUUUCAGUGGCCUGUUAUGGACUCGAAAGGUCUCGGGCUUCUGUUGAAGCCAAAAAGAAGCUUUUUCUGAUGCUGUUGGUGACCGAAGACGCCCAUGUAGCGAGCCCCUUGCACGCCGGAGGACUCAACUACUUUUACUGGUACAAACGUUCGUUUUUCAUCUUUCUUGUCACUCUUCGACGCUUAUUGAAAGCUUGAGGGCAAAACAAAUUUCGCAUGUUAAAAAUAAAACUAGUAAUAAACUUUAUCAUUUUCCAGAGUACGUUGAUCUCCGAUCAACGAUAGAAGAGCUCUUCGGCGACUCAGCUCAGAAAGGUUUAUUCAUUUCUUUUGUUCUUCUUACAUUUUUUGGGCACAAACAGGAGUUUCAAAUUUGAUUAAAUGAGGUGUUUGCAGAGUUCUUCUCCGAACACGAAGGACAAAAGUUCGAGAGACAAGAAAGCUGGUCCUGA